Messenger RNA from Benincasa hispida (wax gourd), 828 nucleotides. RefSeq names its product HVA22-like protein f. The record is from RefSeq and is a predicted model, not a curated record. NCBI's taxonomy places the organism in Eukaryota, Viridiplantae, Streptophyta, Magnoliopsida, Cucurbitales, Cucurbitaceae.
UUUCCUUCUAUCAAUUCAUAAUUAUAAGUUGAAAUAUAAUAGUAAUUUUUUACCUUUUUAGCUCAUAAAGGUUAAUUUUCAAAAUGGGGUUUUUGCAAAGAGCCACCGUUCACUUUUUGCAUGCAGCAAUCGGAUCGGCUAUUGUGCUUCUCUAUCCACUGUAUGAAUCGAAGAUGGCAGUGGAGAAACCUUCAUCUCGAGAACAUCAGCAAUGGCUGACAUAUUGGGUUUUGCUUUCAUUGCUUACCCUAUUCGAGCUUUAUUUGGCCACCAUCAUUUCAUGGAUUCCACUUUGGCCUUAUAUAAAGUUGGUGUUUUGCUUGUGGCUGGUGCUGCCAAGUUUCAAGGGUGCAGCUUAUGUUUUUGAGAAUAUUGCAAUGAAGUACAUCAAGAUUGAAAAUAUUGAAGAGAAACCCGAAUUUGAUAUCAUGAAGGAGGAGAAGAAAGGAAAAGAAGAGGAUGUAAAGAAGAAGGAUGACGACAAAACCGAUGAUGGCAAAGACAAAGACGAAGACGAUGAGGAGGAUGAGGACGAGGACGAGAACGCAGGCAAAGAAAAGAAAGUCUUUCGUGCUUGGAAAUUGGUGGAUGAUUACAUUGAAAAAAAUGGAGCUGAUUCUUUAGAAAAGAUUGUCAAAGCUGGUUUACAAAGCAACUGAGGCAACACAAGCAGAAGGCGACAUGAGAGGAGGAGCAAAAAUAAUUAGAGCAUUUGCAAUAAUGUAUAUAUGCAAGAUGAUACACAUACAAAUAUGUAUAAAAUAUUGAUCUUAUAACCCCCUUAAUAUACUUUGUAAAUUCGCUAUAAAUUUCAAUCCUUUUCCUUUA